CCUUUACAGAAAUCAUCUGUUCACAGAAAUAACUUUUUCCCGAGAAAAGAAGAAAAUGAUUUCACCAAAUUGACCUUCGCCAUUUUCGUCGCUAUCUCCCCUCUCUCUCACACACACCACUGUGUGCGUUACUCCCCUUCCCUCCCUCUCUCAGUCGGUGGUUUUUUUUUUCGAAUUUUGUAUCUCAGUCUUCUCAAUUUCAAUCCUAUAUAAUCUCGAAGCAGUUUAAUACUUUACUUCAUUUCUUAAACAACUCAAGCCUAGGGUUUUCUCCAAGUAGCUCCUUCAUUCUUCAAUGGCGAUCACAGGCGCAGGUUUUAAGUGGUACGAUGGAUUCUUUCUAUCAAUGCUUGCGUUUAGCAUAAUAAUGGUCGGCUUGAGUUGGGACCAUUACCACCUUUGUAAAUUACCAUUGCACCUAUGGAUAUCGGUUGAUUAUGCCGCGGUCUUUGUUUUCCGCCUCUUGAUGUUCGUAGACAAUGCGAUUGCAGCUGAAGUGCGAUUGGAUUUUGGCAGACAACUAAGAGGGCGUCAUUUUUUUGGAAGAAUUGUGGUUCUAUCUAUUCUGUAUGCAGUGCUCUACCCCUUUCUUUGGGCAUGGAGUGUUGUUGGGGCUGUUUGGUUUGCUGGAGCAAGAAACUGUUUGCCUGAAAAAAACCAGAAAUGGGGAUUUCUUGUAUGGUUACUUUUUAGCUUCUGUGGACUCAUUUGCCUUGCGGGUAAUUUCGGUAAAAAGUGGUUAACAAGAAGGCAAGCUCAUUUGCGACGCGCUCCACAUGGGACUCGUAUCUCAGAAUAUAGGGUUUUGCUUAAUAUGAUUCGUCAACCCGAUUGGGUAUUUGAAACUGCUGGUCAAGAAAUGAGAGGCAUUGACCAAGAUGCCGCCCCGUAUAGUCCUGGACACGAUUUAUCUGAAUCACAGAGGACAGCGGUGGAAACAUCGAUUCAACGGCUUCCAGUUUUUAUCUUAAAAGCCGUCCCGACCGACUGCAGUGACUGCCCGAUUUGUUUGGAAGAGUUUCAUGUUGGGCAAGGGGUACGUGGGCUUCCUUGUGCGCAUAAUUUCCAUGUUGCAUGUAUCGAUAAAUGGCUUAGAGUAAAUAUGAAAUGCCCUAGAUGCCGGUGUUAUGUGUUUCCUAAUCUUAACCUAAGUAAUACGUUGACUAUCCCGGUUGACUCAGCGAGCCAUCAUCAUGUUAGAAUCCAACCGUCUAGUUACCUUGUUAGAAUGCAGAGCUUUUUACAACCGGUUCGUGAAGAAGAUGGACAGCUGUUCACCUCCUCCAGCCCUAGCUCCAGUUCCUCAAGUGAGAGUCCUUGCCCUGCUGCUACUGGUUUUGAAUAUGUUGAAAAUGGAUCCGAGAUGUGUGAUCAUGUUCUUGCAAUGGGAGAACAUGUACAGUGAAUGGUUUUAAUUCGGUUGUUGUUUAAGAUAGGAUGUAAAUCUUUUUUGGUUGGAUUUUAUAUGAGAUUUAGAACUACAUUGCUUGUUUUUGGUUACC
Lactuca virosa is the source of this 1502-nucleotide messenger RNA. The record is from the annotation of a GenBank genome assembly. NCBI's taxonomy places the organism in Eukaryota, Viridiplantae, Streptophyta, Magnoliopsida, Asterales, Asteraceae.